UUUCCGGCCCUUUUCUCCCGACGCCCUUGUUUCCCGUAGGUGUUCUGGUUGUAGCACAAACUCCCCGCACCCGGGGACGGUGCUUUUUGGGUGUGACACCCCGUUGACUGGAACCGGAAGCGCCCGGCACCGUAGAGAGGCGCGGGAUGCACGGUCACGGAGGCUAUGACUCUGAUUUUAGUGAUGAUGAACAUGGAGAGUCCAGCAGAAAGAAGAAAAGGAAAAUUGAAGAUGACUUGUUACUCCAAAAGCCAUUUCAGAAAGAAAAGCAUGGAAAGAUGGCCACUAAGCAAGUUGCAGCAGAAUUACUGGAUAGGGAAGAAGCAAGAAAUAGAAGGUUUCAUCUCAUAGCAAUGGAUGCUUAUCAAAGGCAUACAAAGUUUGUAAAUGACUAUAUUUUAUACUAUGGUGGCAAAAAAGAAGACUUCAGGCGUUUGGGGGAAAAUGACAAGACAGACUUAGAUGUUAUACGAGAAAAUCAUAGAUUCCUGUGGCAUGAAGAGGAUGAAGUGGAGAUGACUUGGGAGAAGAGACUUGCAAAGAAAUAUUAUGAUAAAUUAUUCAAGGAAUAUUGCAUAGCAGAUCUCAGUAGAUACAAAGAAAAUAAGUUUGGAUUUAGGUGGCGAGUAGAAAAAGAAGUAAUUUCGGGAAAAGGUCAGUUUUUUUGUGGAAAUAAAUGUUGUGAUACAAAAGAAGGCUUAAAGAGUUGGGAAGUUAAUUUUGGUUACAUUGAGCAUGGUGAAAAGAGAAAUGCACUUGUCAAAUUAAGGUUAUGUCAAGAAUGUUCCUUUAAAUUAAAUUUUCACCACAGGAGAAAAGAAAUCAAGUCUGGCAAAAGAAAGGCCAAAACCAAAAAAGGCUAUGAGGAGUCAUCAUAUGGAAAAUCCAGGUUGUCUCCUGAAGAAGCUUCCAAGAAGAAAGAUAAAGGGCAUUCAUCCUCAAAGAAAACAGAAGAUUCUAUAAACAAAAACUCUGAUGAGGAGGAAAGUGCUUCAGAGUCUGAACUUUGGAAGGGCCCACUCCCCGAAACAGAUGAAAAGUCACAGGAGGAAGAAUUUGAUGAAUAUUUUCAGGAUUUGUUUCUAUGAGACAGGAGGGAAAAACCUGCAUUCCUUAAGGUGAAAGCUCACUGUUAAAGUUUUAUCUACAAGUUGCAGUUUGAGUGCUUGGUCUUUGGAAAUGAAAAUACGGCCAUUGUCAGGACGUCACAUGCUCCAGAAGUUUACUGGUUAUGCAGACACUUUUGUGGUUGUUGUUCCUUGUGUAUCUUUGGAAUUAUCUUCAAUGUGUUUCGUUUCUAGCCUUCAAUGUAUAGUAUAACAUUUUAAAUGACGUUUAAAUAUGGGCUGAUUGGCAUAAUAAACUGCAGAAGAAGUAACUGAGUUUCUUAUUUUAAAAUACAGCAACACCUCAUUUCAUAAAUGCUUCUGUUCACAAACAAAUCACGUUAUGAACAGAAGCCUUUGACAGCACGUGGCUUCUGUUUGUGAGCUCUGCGUUGGGUGAUGAGCACACGCCAGCCAUCUUCACUGUGGGCAUGAAUGUGGCCCUUGUCUCCAGAGUUGUGGCAUGAAUGAAGUUCAUGAGCCGAGACGAUCGCUGUAGUUAUUAUCAAAGAAUUUCCCUCCAUUAAGUAGUUGUUAAUUAGUUCUACAUAUAUUUAUCAGGCUUCUGUUAUGUAUGAAGCACUGUUCUGGGCAUUGAUAUAAAGGAACUGUCUAGGAAAUAAUUGUGCAGUAAUGUCCAAGCUUCUAUUAAAAAUGUGUUUAUAAAUGUUAAACAUCAUGUGGAAAUCCCCUCAUGUCUUGAAGGUGUUUUUUUAAAAUUAUCUUUACUACCUACAGUGAAUAAAAAGAAUCUUGCAUUUCUGAGGAAAAGUGAAGCGUCCAGAGCAAAACUGAUGAGUCAUGGAACAUAUGUAAACAAUCCUCUCUACGCAUUUCUCACACUGUUUGUUGGCAUAGUCAGUGGUGGUCAGGGGACCCUUGGGACAGAGGCUUUAGGCGUUCUUACACCUGCUCUGAAGCAGAGUUCCUGUAUUUGGCUCAUUCGCACUGGUGACACGUUGCUACCCUCAGUUCAGUUUUGGAUGACUGAGGAGGAGAGGUUUUUUGAGCUGAUCUUGGGAUCAGAAACUAUAUAAAGCUAAUAGAAUAAUCUCUCGUGUAGUUCCUAAAGUAAUAAUGAUGAUCCUAUACGUGAAGUCUCAGAGUUAUUUGAAGUAACAAAUGAAGUGCUUAUAUCACAAACUCAAGAUGAUGACUUAGUCAUAAUUUGUAUUUGUUAUAACAUUUAUUCACAGUAUCAUUCACUUGUAUUUACUGAGUGGUAACCUUGUGCAGCCAUUACUCUGGGUGCCAAAAUGAAAUUUUGAACAAGACAGAUCAAAAUAUCCCUCCUCUUGAACUUUACAUUCUUGUGUGAGAGGGAAAGGUAACUUGUAGAAGUAUGAGCAGAUGUGAUUUAUGUCUUGACUACUGAGAAUUAAUCAUGUUGUUUAUAACAAGAGGUUCAUGAUCUUACAUUUAUAAUUUAGACAUUUUUGACAAAACUAGCAAAAUAUGUGGUGUUAAUGUUCUUCUGUGUUCUAAUUUUGUCUGAUUACAGGUAAGUAAAAGAAGAAAAUAUAAAUUUCUCUGGUACUGAGACAGACACAUACCAUGUAAUGGAAGCCAUUGAUUAUUCCAACUCUCGCUCACUCUCUCCUGGGGGACAAACCGAGAUGCAGCGGUAGGGAACCUUCUAGAGCUUUCGGUGAUGACUAACAGCCUGCUUUGGCAUGAGCGCCUGCGUCUGCCUCACAAACCUUAGAACCUCCUGAGUGCUCUGCUGCUAAGCUGUGUCCCUAGUCCGGUUUUGUUUUGAGACAGGAUCUUACUAGGUUGCCUAGGCUGGCCUCAACUGCAUGAUCCUGCUUUCUAACCCUCUGGAGUAGUUGAGAGUAUAAGGUGUGUGUCACCACACCCAGCUCACAGUUUCUCCUCAUAGGUUAAUAUUUAGAAUGUUUGCUGGAUACUUCUGUUAGUAAUUUUUAAAAGUAGUCUGGGCUGAAGUCUUUCCAGGCUGCUUUUGAUAAAUGAAUUUUCUCCCUUGUCAAAUCAUACUUCUAAUGAUGCAGAAUAUGAACUGAUUUGGCUCACAUUGGGAUUACCCACUAGUAAUUUAUGAACUGAUACUUUCCAUGAGAAUAGUUCUUAGUGUUAAAAAUUGUGUAACAAAAUAAUUGAUUUUAGAGUGUAAAGGGGAAACGUAAGGCAGUGAUACAGUUUUUAAGAAUUACCAAAAGGGGCUUGCUCUCUAUCAUUGCAUUAUCUGGGCAAAAAUGUAAAGAAAUGGCAUUGCAGAAGGAAUAAGAUUCGAUAUCCUUUUUUUUUUUUUUCUUUUGUGUUCUGUACUGUAUUUAUCUUAAUACAUUCUAUAAUGUAUUUAACAUUGACAUGUGGAUAAGAGAUUCUUAGUUCAGGAAGUAGUUUGCAGUACGAGUCACAAAAGAUAAAUGUUGUUGGCUAAAUACUUCCCUCACACCUUCCAAUUUAAGAUUAAAAUGAGGUCAUAGGAGGGGGCCUAAUCCAAUAGCUUGCCAUAAGAAGGAAACUAAUAAACAGACAGAUGGACCACUAUGUGAGGACAGAAGACAAUGGCCGUGUAUAAACCAAUUGAGGUCUCAGAAAACCAGCCCUGCCAACACCUUUGAUAUUAAAAUUCUGAGUGCUAGCCUCCACAGCGACGAGGAAUAAGUAUCUGUCGUUUUUAAUCUACUCCGUCUGGGGUGCUUUUCUAUAGCCUUAGCAAAGCAAAUACAGAUUAUUAACUUUGAAAAAUCU
Messenger RNA from Octodon degus (degu), 3824 nucleotides. Its product is annotated as protein FRA10AC1. Gene Ontology annotation, molecular function: phosphatase activity. Lineage: Eukaryota; Metazoa; Chordata; Mammalia; Rodentia; Octodontidae. Bases 147 to 1088 code for a protein of 313 amino acids. The transcript has 14 exons. The record is from RefSeq and is a predicted model, not a curated record. Gene Ontology annotation, biological process: dephosphorylation.